Messenger RNA from Colletotrichum paranaense, 603 nucleotides. RefSeq lists its product as uncharacterized. NCBI's taxonomy places the organism in Eukaryota, Fungi, Ascomycota, Sordariomycetes, Glomerellales, Glomerellaceae. Bases 1 to 603 code for a protein of 200 amino acids. The transcript is spliced from 3 exons. The record is from RefSeq and is a predicted model, not a curated record.
AUGAUCCACGGCCCCCGGGGAUCGGCUCGUGGCUUCGGCUUCCCCUUUGGACUCAAGAAUUCGUCGAACCCCGCGGCCGGUGACAUCAGCACCGAAACCCCGAGGUCCUGGCCCCGCCGUGCCGGAAAAGUUGAGGCCGAAGACGAAAACACAUCGGCCGAUGCCAUUGCACGAUCUGGCGAUGUUGCGAAAGAUACGCUCUUCUUCUCAUUGUCUCUCACCGACACUCACCUGAACAACCUCUCGGUGACCCCCUCUCACCGACAUGUCGGUCUAGGCCAAUCAUCAGCGGUCGACUUCCCCGCAAGUUCCGCUAACUUGGGUUCCCCGCAGCAAUCAAUGCGCCCAUCUCCCCCCCAGGGUUCGGCGCACUUAGCCAUUGGACGCCAGCAACAUCCGAAAUCCGCUAGUCGGGCAAUUUUCGAUGGGAGCAACGCAGGAGAGAGCCCAGAGCAGGUCACAGGUGAAGAGGAGAUCCAGUCCUUUUUCUCCUCCCGCAUGACCUACCGAAACCUUCCGAUCCAUGAGGUGGGCUUUGGCCGAUUUCACAAUACUUGGGUUGGGCUUCACUUCCAUGUGUUCAAGACUGAUUUUAGCCGGUGA